AUGUCUUUAUCUCUUGAGCACAUCGAUGCUUGUGUGCCAACUACAGCAUUGAAAGCACUCUCUUGGGGUAGCCGGAAUCUCAUUCUUCAAGGCCAAGGCCCAUUCUUACGCGUCGUUGACGAUGAAUCUGGGGAUGUAGUGACCCAAGUGCGGGUCUUCAAACGCAACAACCUACAUGGAUUCAUUUCAUUGUCGGAAGAGCAAGAUGAUAGUGACCCAAAGCAUGUUCGAUUCAUCAUUUGGGGUGGCCAGUCAUUGCGGGUGGUUGAUCUGAGAUCAGACUCGAAUGGUGGAAUCAAAGUAUCCGUUUCGUCUUCAGAGUUCCUUGCUCCAGAUUGGGUCAUGAGCGGCUGUGCGGCAGUGAAGGAUCAGCCAGACGCGGCGUACUUGAUCACUGCCAAUAACUCAAUUUUGUGUUUAAAGCUCACGCCUAGCUCCGAAUCUCCGGGCCAGUCAGUGAUCAAUAUCUACCAACUUUCAACGAGUGUCAAGUCUAUUUUGUGUGCGGCUGACCUGGUUGCACUGUCACCGACCCAUGUGCUCAUUGCAGCGGGAACCAUCUUUGGAGAGAUCAUUGUUUGGUCCUGCUUCAUGGAUGCCAGCGAAAUAACCCAAAACAAAGCGUUUGGAUCAAUUCACCACUUCUUCACCGGACACGACGGAACUGUCUUUGGUGUGCAAAUAUCGCCUAUGAUCUCAUCAAUGACCGGGGGAAAGCCAGGUCGUGUUCUGGCCAGUUGCAGUGAUGACCGAACAGUGCGAAUCUGGGACAUUUCUGACUGUGAACACAAGUCUGCCCAUGAUCCUUCGGCGUACUCUACAGACGGGUUUGACCUCCGAAGCACGGGCUUUGGUGCCACAGAUGGCGCUGAUUCAGGGACUGGGACUGAGUCUUGCAUCGCGCAGGCAUUUGGACAUGCUGCUCGUAUAUGGAGUAUCGGCUUUCGAUCGAACAUAUCUCAAGACUCCUCUAAGAUCGGUCUCGUGACUCGGGGUGAGGAUGCUACAUGUAUUGUGUGGGAUUUGACCUGGGAGUCAUCAUCCCAAGGGACUACAAAAUACGAAUUACGCAAGGACUUCUCGUCAGAUGCACACUUAGGGAAGCAUAUCUGGUCGAUGGAUCUUUGCCGUCGCGGCGAUGAGACUGUGGUUUACACAGGAGGUGCCGAUGGAGCACUGAGAAAUUUCAAGAUUGACGAAGUUCGACCCUCACCGACACCCAAAAAGUCUAUAGUGAAAGAAAAGAGUGCCAAAACCAGCUGCGUUCAACAUUUCGCCUUCGUUGCUGAGGAUUGCCUCAUUAUGUGCAACAAAGCAAGCCAGCUUCAGAUUGGAAACGUCAGCCAAGGACUUGAUGCCAACAUCACAUGGGAACCUUUGCAUACCAGAGAAGAUAUUGGCUUGAUUUCACUGAUAACCGGAAUCCCCGAUAAAGGCCUUGCAUUGAUAAGUGAUCCUCGAGGAAAGGUUUGGUUGUACAAUCACAGUCUCAAAUCGGUCUCUGAACUCAUUGAUCUAGCCGGGCGACCAAUGGAACUUUUAGUGCUUCAGCAGCGCGAUAUUGAUCUCGGAGCUCCAACCGAGAAAAUAUUUUUUGUCGCUUCUUAUGCUAAGGAUGAUUUUGCAACAUUGGUGACGAUCUCGGAGUGGAGCAGUGAUCGCCCUAAGGUGGAAGCCACCUCAAUCGUUUUGCCUCAGGUACCGUAUGAUGUGGCCUCUGCUUCUCUCAUCGGGAAUGGCGAGUACUUGCUGCUAGGGUCCAGGCUUGGUGGCUUAUCAGUACACCCGGUCGGAAAUCCUGAAGUUUCCACUGGUCCUCUCCUUGUUGACCGACGUGUCCAUGGUCACAACGGUACAAACCACAUCCAAACACUUUCCUCCGUGAAAGCCUCGGAUAGUUCAGAUCUGGAAUACGUAUUGACAUGUGGACGUGAUGGAAAAUACUGUGUCCAUGAAGUGAAGAUUGGCAAGGAGAGAGGUGAUGCGGUCACUCUCACCACUGUGCAUAGGACAGAGUCGGCACUCGGUGGAAACAUUGAAGGGGCAUACUUUGACGAGCUGACUGGUGAUUUGAUGAUGUAUGGGUUCAAAUCUCAGGAUUUUGUUUUACGAAACGAGUCGAAAGGGACAGACAUCACUUCAAUUGGAUCUGGAGGCACUCGCAGGCCAUGGGGCUUCCAACGACGCAUCAAGGGGGGAAAUGGCGAUCUCCUCGUUUGGAGAGAGGGGCCUUCUCUUGCCAGUCAACGCAUUCGGCAUGAUGUCAAUUGCUUGGUUCGAGCAGGAGGCCAUGGUAGAGAAAUUAAGGCCAUGGAUGGCUUGAAUGGGACCAACGAUGCCCCACCUCUUAUUGUCACCGGGGCCGAAGAUACCACGAUCCGAAUUUCCACCAUUCUAGAUACUCCCACUACAGGCCCUUGGGGAUCUGUGCAGACUCUUCGUGUUCUGAGCACACACGACUCUGGUGUUCAAGAAGCUUCAUGGUCGAAAUGUGGAAAGUAUCUAUUCACGAGUGCUGCCUGUGAAGAAUUUUUCAUAUGGAGAGUCCGAUGGAUCCCUUCGUUUGGAAUUGCUACAAUCCUAGCAGCAGUUUGUCCGAAAGAUGACCCAAGUUCUGAGCUUCGUAUCACAAGCUUUGAUGUGGUGGAGGUAGACGAAGGAGAAGGAUCUGGCUUCCUCUUAUGCCUCACUCUUUCGAACUCUACCAUUAAGAUCUUCCACUACUCGCCGCAAAAUAACGAUACUUUCACGCUUCUGGCCCGAGGAAAAUACAUGACGAAUUGUUUGACACAAGGACGCUUCAUCAUCCAAGGGUCUUCUGUCACGCUCGUGACGGCCGCUACAGACGGAUACUUCACGUUGUGGGAUCUUACCGAUACCCUGAAGCGAUUUUACACAAUCGGCUCCUCCUCUUUGAAAGCCAUCGGGCAAUUUGACCCGGAAACAUCCCCUGAGGAUAUUACUUGUGAGAACAGGCAUGUUGCCCAUUCUAACAGCAUUAAGGCCAUGGAAUUAGUUUUGUUGUCUGACACAAGAACUAUGAUUGUGUCUGGUGGUGAUGAUAAUUCGUUGUCAAUAUCACUUUUGGGAACUGACCCGAACCAAACGGCGGACGCCGAUACACACGUUUCGACCAUCUCCAUCCCAGAUGCACAUGCAGCCUCAAUCACGGCUAUCAAGGUUCUGAGCCAGACACAUUCUAAGGCGAACGAUGUCGGGAUUGAAACUGCGAAUAUUAUUUUGGCCUCGGCAGGAAACGAUCACCGCGUCAAGAUUUGGUCGAUUACUGCUCCUCUCUCUCAAAGUUCCAGAAACAUUGAAGCCCACUUUGUCCAAGACAGGUACAGUGCCGUGGCUGAUAUCUCUUCUAUGGGUCUGGUCCGUAGGUCAGACUCCAGCGUACCUUCAUCUGAAGAAAGCUAUGCCACGCUACUGGUCGGUGGCGUUGGUAUUGAGCUUCUGAAGAUAAAACCAUGA
This is a messenger RNA of Penicillium pulvis, 3477 nucleotides long. RefSeq names its product tRNA (34-2'-O)-methyltransferase regulator RTT10. Lineage: Eukaryota; Fungi; Ascomycota; Eurotiomycetes; Eurotiales; Aspergillaceae. Gene Ontology annotation, biological process: tRNA methylation. Bases 1 to 3477 code for a protein of 1158 amino acids. Gene Ontology annotation, cellular component: cytoplasm. The transcript is spliced from 3 exons. Gene Ontology annotation, molecular function: protein binding. The record is from RefSeq and is a predicted model, not a curated record.